Trematosphaeria pertusa is the source of this 4434-nucleotide messenger RNA. Its product is annotated as ARM repeat-containing protein. Gene Ontology annotation, molecular function: small GTPase binding; nuclear export signal receptor activity; RNA binding. The transcript has 11 exons. Gene Ontology annotation, cellular component: cytoplasm; nucleus; RNA nuclear export complex. The record is from RefSeq and is a predicted model, not a curated record. Gene Ontology annotation, biological process: RNA export from nucleus; protein export from nucleus. NCBI's taxonomy places the organism in Eukaryota, Fungi, Ascomycota, Dothideomycetes, Pleosporales, Trematosphaeriaceae. The coding region runs from base 239 to 3946 and encodes 1235 amino acids.
CCGGCUAUGUCUGCCACAGGCGCGCUCUACACCGACUUGCGGACACGGCGCGCAGAAGCGCUACAACCACUCACCCUUCGAACCUGAGGUACACGCCCCCAAGUGCCCCCAAGUGCCCCCAAGUGCGAACCCUUGCGGCUCAUCAAGCCCGCUCCCACCACGCCGACUCCACCGUAACCCUUAUUGACGCCUCCCGCCACAGCCUCGUCUCACAGGGUCCAGCAGAGCCGCCUGCGCGAUGGACGCUGGGGCAGCCAGACCCCCGCAUUUCGCCCUCUCCAACGGCCGCCCUGGCGGCACUGCGCACGCCGACCCCGCUUCCGGCCACCUCUCGCAGGUGCUGCAGGCGCUGCAGGCCAUCUACAGUCCCGCCUCGAGCAACGACAACCGCCGCGAGGCCACCGAGUACCUCGAGCACGCAAAACGGCACCCCGAAGCCCCCGAGCACGGCCACCAGCUGGCCCUCGACCGCGCGCAGCCGGCCCAGCUCCGCCACUAUGGCCUCACCAUGCUGGAGUACGCGAUCCGGUACGGCUGGGAGGACUUCACCGUCGAGCAGGGCGACGCGCUGCGGAACUACGUGGUCGAGCUCGCGCAGAACAUCGCCGCGGAGGACCCUGUCUAUCUGCGCAACAAGGUGGCACAGCUGUGGACCGAGAUUGCAAAGCGCUCGUGGGGGGCCGAGUGGAUGGACAUGGACCGCCAGCUGGUGGAGCUGUGGCAGACGUCGCUGCACCACCAGGCCGUCGUGCUGUAUGUGCUCGAGACGCUGUCCGAAGAAGUUUUCAACCGCGAGGACACGACCGCUGGCCUGCGCGGCAGCGACCUGGGCCGGGCAUGCGUCGAGAUUUUCACGCCCGCCGCCGUGCUGAACGAGCACCUGCCUGCUCGGGACAAAAAUCUGGAUGUGCGCUGUGGUGACGAGGGCUGGCUGCGGAGGCUGUGCGACAACCUCACCUGGUGUCUGUCGCAGGACUAUCAGAACCAGGAGGCCGUGCGACUGUGCGCCGUGAAGACCAUGAACGCCCUCCGAGCCGCCAUGACCUGGGUCAUCCCGAAAGCCAUUGCCGCCGUGCAGGUCAUCGAGCACGUGUGCAAGGCUCUGGCCGUACCCGUGGUGGAGCUGCAAUUGGCCUCCGUUGAUGUGCUGCAGUCGAUAUACAGCCGACACCAUCUCCACGAUGAAGAGUUCGUAGAGCUGGUCUGCCCAAUGUUCACUCCCGGCAGUGUUUCCCUCCUGCGAGAGGUCUACAGCUGGACCCUUUCGGACAUGAACAUUCAUAAUCUGAAUGAGCAGAAGUACACGCUUUGCAAAAAGCUCGCAGAGCUGGCCAAUAGCCUUGGGCUAUUCAUUGAACAGAAACCACAGCACAUUCCAGAGGGAAGCGACCUCCCCGGCAUAUUCCAGCUACUCUACGACCUCCUCCGGAACCCGAGCCUCGUCGUCUCCAUCCCAGUCCUGCACUGCUGGACCAAGCUUCUGCGGUCCCGCGUCGUUCGCGAUUCGGAUGUCGUCACGCAAAUGGUUGGUGGUCUGCUCGAGACAUGCUGCGCGCGAUUGAUCCGCUACGAGACGUUUCCUGAAGAUUCAGAAGACGUCACCCUGCUUUUUCUGAACGAAGACAUCGACACGGUUCCGGAGAGACACGCGUUUCUGGGUAACUACCGGAGAUUCUGCGCCGAUGUCAUCGAAGUUCUUGUACGACGGACGCCUGUUGAAGCGAUGGAACACAUCCUCUCCCAAGCGACGAACAUGUUUCAUAACCUAUACAAUGAACAACCCCCAUUUCAGCCGCAAAACUUCACCAAACAUUCGCCGCCUGUUCUCCACGUUGACGCUCAGGUUACCAUCAUCGAUGCUGCCCUGAAAGGCUAUCUGAAAUGGCUCUCUACACAUGGCGAAGAACCACAGGAAGACGAGCGAAAACGCAACACCUUGGAAGAGUCCUUUGAGCAAUGGGGCCGGCAACUGCUCCAGGCUCGAUUUGAAGACCCUGAGAUCGCAAAGAAGGUCAUCCAGCUCAUGUCGACGUUCUCUACGAAAGCGCUCCCCGAUCGCCCUGCCUUUGCCCUCGCAUUUCUUGAAUACAUGCUCACGAUCAGGCUUACGGACAACCCUGAUUUGCCUCAGUACUCAGAUGCUGUCAAAGACCUGGAACGCAUCUGCAGCCUUGAGAUGCAAAAGUUGGCAAUGAAGUUCCCUGACGAUUUCAUGAAUGUAUACGAUAGCUUGGAGCGGAAAGUUAACGAAAUGAUUGCCGAUCCUAGGACUGACGAGCGCCAACGAAUGGCAUACUCCGCUUUCCUAUUCAUCAUCAUUCAUCGCUGUACCACGUUGGAUCGCGCAACCCAGGAGAACCGCAUGAGACAAAUGCUGAACCAGGUCAAGGAGGCCUGGCGCACGGACGAACUCACGAAAUCUAUCUCCUCCUUCCAUUUAUUCUGCGCGACUCUCGGAAUGGAUCGCCUGCCAGAUUUCCUCUCGGCGAACAAUUUCCGUGGCGUGCAUGACUGGUCUGAGCAACCUUUGAACAAUGACGGCCAGGCCAUGCAAGCUGCCAUUCUCGAGCGCUCUCAGCACCUACCACUCCGCCUCACUAAGACUCUUCUCGCUGCUUCUACAGAGAAGCUGCGUGACGGCUCGACCGCAUACGAAACUGCUGCGGUGUUAUGGGCAGAGGCAAUCCCCGUCAUUCUGCCGAACCUUCUCCAGCUUGUUAGUCAUGCACAAGCGUUCAAUGACUUGGACACCAAUUGGUCCCACCUUCCACUAGAGCUACAGCAGGUCAUUCGCCGAGUAUUGACUGACCGAUUCUGGCAAGCUGGCAUCUCUACUGAGAGUCGAGACGAUUUCUUUGCCCGUGUGAGCGGAUCGAAAUCAACGUACGAAGGCUUCGCAUCUACUGUGCGUGGCACCGUCCGGCAGAUCCGUGAGAGCUCGUACUACAUCCUGUACUCACUCACACGGUUCCGAGAUUUCUUCUACGGCAUCUCCGACCUUCCUGGACCUCUCAGCCAAGCCUUGUUUGGUCAUGCGCAUGCAUUAACGGCCCACCACUUGUCCGUUUUGCUUACAGUUUCCACGCAUCUCAUUGAAGGUUGCCCUGCGCAACUACGACCGCAAUUUCUGCCGGCAAUGAUACAAGGCUUGUUCCGAGAACUGAACCGGAAGAUCUCAACGGAAUGGGACGAUGUCAGCCGCCAAAUUGCAAACGCAGGGGAGAACGACAACUUGACAGACGAGAUGAAGACAGAGAGCAUACUCCGCCAACUCACAUACUCCUCUGUCUCGCUUGUCGCUGUCCUGCUGGAUUCACGGCAGGAAUUCGCCCGCCAAGACGAGUACACGCGUAAAGACGGCCCUCCAAUGUGCGACUUCAUCCUCAAUUCUCCCGAAGCGCUUGAGCCAAUCUUGCUCUUCUGCAACUCUUGCAUACGCGUCCGCGAUACUCGGUCUGUUGUGACUAUCGUUCGCGUCCUGCGCACUCUACUCCCCCGCUUCAAGGACAAGUCCCCAAUCAGGGGCUAUUUCUGCGAUGACAUCCUCAAGAGUGCAAUCACCAGUCUACAUGAGCCUUAUUUCGUGGACUGCCAGAAGGACCUAGCCUCACUCAUCGCCGGCAUCAUCCACCUCGACGAGGACAUUCCGCGCGGCAUCAUCUUGAGUCUACCGGGCAUGGGCGACCAGUACCGCGUCGAUCGCCGGUUAUCGAAACUUCGAGGCGCGAACCGGAAUGAUGAGCGGAUGCAGCGCUCAAUUGUGCUAGAUCUGCUGUCUAGUGUCCGUGGCGUGAGCAUCCAUGAACAGGGCAAGAUCGAGCGACCGAAGCCGAAGAAGAAGACUGCUUUCGAGGAGCAGUAUAUGAGCGUCGAUCAACCGCCGACGAUUGUGAGGGGGAACUCGCCGGGCUUGGCGGGUGUCGCUGAUAUGUUUGGAGACGCGUGAGCGCCGCCCUGAUAUCAAAUGGUAUCUCAACGACGACCUUUCUUAUGGAGUUCUCAAAAGUACUCACUUCCUCCGCGAGGACGAUCUUUACGCCGAAGUCUUUCACACGCACCUUCAUGCUAGGUUGAACUCAUGGACUGGAGUUAUAUCCCAAACAGAGGCACCUGUCGCCAAAUUGUGCUCCGCCGCGGCGUUCCUGAAGCGAUCGGUUUUCCAAAAUGCAUAGCGCUGUGUCUGAUUCCCCAUGGGUGCGGGUAGACGUCUGGUAUGGACGACCUUCAAUGGCUUUCUGCGGUAUUCUCGCCUUCGUUUUAUGCAUAUCUCCUGUUCCUUACUAUAUCAAUAUCCUAAAUUUUCUUUUCUUUUCAGAUGGAUCGAAAGGAGAUAGAUAAAAUGAUUGCGCGAGCAUACAGUAGGCGCUUGCUUUGAAUUUGAGCAUUCAGUAGGAGCGAACAGUAAUGCCACUGCAUAUGCAACUCGGUUUCCAG